Messenger RNA from Puccinia graminis f. sp. tritici CRL 75-36-700-3, 1490 nucleotides. RefSeq lists its product as uncharacterized. The record is from RefSeq and is a predicted model, not a curated record. Gene Ontology annotation, molecular function: oxidoreductase activity; copper ion binding. The coding region runs from base 1 to 1227 and encodes 408 amino acids. The transcript is spliced from 13 exons. NCBI's taxonomy places the organism in Eukaryota, Fungi, Basidiomycota, Pucciniomycetes, Pucciniales, Pucciniaceae.
AUGGUUGUCUUUGUCAGCGAUUGGUACCACGACACGAGCACAUUCAUCUUGGGCGAACAACUGUCGACCAGGGGAUAUAAUGAAAGUUUUGCAGCUCCAUCGCCCAAUUCAGCAAUUUUGAAUGGGGUUGGAUUUUUCGAUUGUCAAAGAUACGCACCUGGGAGGCAAUGUCAAACCCGUUCCCAGCCUUUGGAGUUACUAGUUAGACCGAAUGCCAAGACGAGACUUCGUCUUGUCCAGUCAAGUUCACAUGCGCUCUUCAGGGUUUCGGUGGAUAACCAUCGCUUGGAUAUUAUUGAAGCCGAUGCGACCCCUGUCCAAAACCGGUUUCAAAUGGAGCGCGUUCAAAUUCAUGGAGGAGAGAGAUAUAGCGUUAUUCUGGACACCGCCAACGAUCGAGAGGGCGAUGCCUUCUACUUGAGAGCCGCUAUCGAUACCGAUUGUCUUGCCUGGAUUGCCCCAGGGUUGGAUACCCCAGCAGGAAAUACUGCGAGGGCAGUGAUUCGAGUAACAAAUCAAAAGACUUUGCCCGGAGCCUCACUUCCACUACCAAGGGAUUCUGAUUGGCCUCCUAGCUCGAUCGGAACGUGUUACGACGUCGACAGCUCGGCACUCGUACCCCGGAUGAAGCCUCCACCCAUGACAGAUGUCGUGGGAAGUGUCUAUUUCAAUGUUAGUUUUGGAACCAUUGUGGUUGCGGAUCAAGUCACAGCUUCAGAGCGAAGAGUACUCGGGCGGUUCUUUGUAGACAAUACGACCUAUAUUGCACAAUUGCAAAGACCUCUCCUUCAUCACAAGUUGCAAGGUGGCCAAGGCUGGUUAAAUUCUUCAGAAGUGGCAUCUGAAACCCUACCAACCCCCGGGGUUUGGGACAUCGUGAUAAAUAAUUUGGAUGUGGCCCGCGAACACCCAUUUCAUCUUCAUGGAGUGGAUACUUGCCUUGUUGCAAGAGGCCCAGGUGCUUUGCACUCAAAAGCCGCAAACAUACAAUAUAACACAGAGACUCCGGUUUGUAGAGACGUACAUGUGCUCCCAGGAAACACCUACAGUGUUUUGAGAGUGCAAGCCUAUAACCCUGGUGUUUGGUUCUUCCAUUGCCAUCUGGGUUGGCAUCUUGGUGCAGGCUUUGCAGGAGUUGUUGUGCUACAACCGGAUGUGUUGGCACAAUGGCAACUUCCACCACAGAGUCGAGCAUUAUGUCAAGUGCAGAAUCCAAUAAAUAUAUAGCAUGGGGAAGAAAAUCAUAAGGGCGGAAAGGCAAGUGGAAGGCUAGAUGGACUUAAAUCUGUACUAGUUGAAUGCAUGUAUUUGUAAGCACUUAUCAUGAUUGCCUUUAAGACAAUCAGGCAUGUGUACAUAUUUCCUCCAUGUAGAAUUUCUAGGCAUUUUAAGAACAUUUUGGGGAUUAUGACAAAAUUUUGGAUACACAGUGAAAUAAAAACAUACACAAAUUGAACUUGAGUGGCAAUUUUCUAUAUAAAGAAACCUGU